Messenger RNA from Hyla sarda, 2372 nucleotides. It is a transcript of the gene CCDC125, whose product is annotated as coiled-coil domain containing 125. The coding region runs from base 197 to 1795 and encodes 532 amino acids. Gene Ontology annotation, cellular component: cytoplasm. The transcript has 12 exons. The record is from RefSeq and is a predicted model, not a curated record. Lineage: Eukaryota; Metazoa; Chordata; Amphibia; Anura; Hylidae. Gene Ontology annotation, biological process: negative regulation of cell motility; negative regulation of Rho protein signal transduction.
GCAGGGGUGGUUGGAGAGGCCACGUCUGUGCGGAAGGAAAUCGCAGCUUCAGUGUGUCCAGUGACAUCUCCGGGAGGAAGAGACUGUAGGAGUAGAGCGCUGCUGCCUGCCCGGGGAGACCCCUGCACUGAGAUCACCUGUCUGCCCAGGAGAGACUACCACCGGGUGAGAAGCGGAUCUUCAGGACAAUCACUACAUGUUAGAGAUGACUGACCACUCUGUGGGUGAACCUGACUGCUUGUCAGAAGAGGAAGAAGACUUCAUGGCUGGAGGAGACUUGGGUGAGGGCUUCGGGAGGAAACCUGGUGGACUCUAUGAGGGUCCGGAUGAGACUAUGAAGAAAGCCUUCAGAGUAAGGAAAGGAUCCAGGUCUCUUCAGUAUCACCUUCUCAAGAAGGGAGAAGAUGAUAGUAACACAAGACAUCAUUCUGGGAAAAAUUGCCUGUCCGAGGAAAGAGAGACCGUGAGGCCUGCUAAGGAGGGUUACACCCGGUGCAGACAAAACAGCAUAGAUGCCAGCUCUGAAAUCUCGAAUGAAGAUCUGAGGCAACGUCUCCAGGACUUAUCUGAGGAAGUGGAAAUUCUAAGAGUGGAGCUUGAAGCUUCUCAAAGACAACUUGACGGAAAGGAUGAAGCACUGAGGAUUUUACAAAACAUGGCUGUGUUUGAUAAAGCCACAAGUCACACUAAGGUCAUGCUUCAGAAAGCAGAAGAUCAGCGCAGAGCCAUGGAAAAGGAGAUAAAUGUUCUGCAGUGGGAAAUUGAGUUUGAUCAGGUGAGGCUUAAGAACAUGGAGGAGUCCUGGAAGGAGAAGUAUGAACGCGUGCAGUGUGAAAAUUCAGCCCUGAAGGAAAGUCUAGAGCAGCAGACAAAUGAAGUGAAGAUUCUGAAGUCUGAAAAUACAAUUAUAAACCAUCAAUGCCAGGAGCUGCUAGCAAUGCUUGACGUGAAGCAGCAGAAGAUGUUCCAGGAUAAUGUGUCCCUAGAUAAGAGCAGUCUGACGGAAGUCACAGCUCUUGAACUUGCAGUCCUUGGAGCCUGUACGUGUUGUCCUGGAGGAGAUCCCUGCUCGUGUGCUAAAAUGUCAGCUGCUACUCGGAAACAGCUCCUUCAGCUCCGGCAAGAGUUCGAAGUGGAAAAGAAAGGUAAAGAAGAAGCCUAUGUGAUGGCCGAUGCCUUUCGUAUUGCUUUUGAGCAACAACUGAAGCGCAGAAACGAUGCAACCCUGCCUUUAAGUGAAAUUGAGCGACUGUGCAAGAAAGGGAGCAAAAGACUAAACAACUGGAGACAUCUUAAAGAGGAUGAAUGUUCUAUUUCAAGAGACAAAAAGCGAAGUUUGGGCCAGAAACUGAGAGGCAUGAUGAUAUCGGCAUCUGAUGGCAUGACUCUAGAUGCUGUGGAUGACCCACAAGAAAUCUUCAGGCUACUAAUUGACCUGCUUAAUGAUAAGGAGGAGGCUUUAGCCCAUCAAAGGAAAGUGAGCUAUAUGCUUGCACGAACUAUAGAAGGGAAAUUAGAUCCAGCAACAUGUGGUAAUAGUAAUCCUAAGGAAGAGUCUCCUGCCAGAGGCAACGAACACAACUGCUCUGAUGUAGGAACAACUGAGGAUGCCUGCCUGUGCCCGACAGACAAGGCACCAGAAGGGAGAAGCAGCCAAGAGCAGAUUGUGGCUAGGACUCUGGAAACUUCAUUUUCUUUGCUGCUAAAAGAUGUCUAUCCUCAACAAGAAGAUAAAGGGGAGACUGCUAUAAACCAUGAGACUCUUUUGGACAUUUCAGAACAUCCUCAGACAUAGCAUUUAUAAAUCUAUAUUUUAUAAAGUGGUUCUUAAUAUAUAGUUUUUUUUAAUCAUUUUGUUAUAAUUUUGAGAUGCUUCUUGGACUCUGUUUUAAAAGACCUGCAGCGGUUUAUAACUUAUCCUCUAUCCGCAGGGGAUCUUGGGGGAUACGACCGCUGGGCCCCCCCCCCCCCCGCACGAUUUCCUGUACGGGGCCCCGGCUCUCUCGUGCAGGAGGCGUGUCAGCCGCAUCAUGACACCGCGUUUCGACACGCUCCCUCCAUGUAUCUAUGUGGGAGAGGUGGAGAUGCAGCGUACGUGCAUCCCCGCCUCUCCCAUAGUGCUGAAUGGAGGGGGUCUGUCUGUCAACCUCUUAGUGAGGUUGAUGACACAAGCACCAGCCGUGCAGAGCCGCGGCAGUGUUGGGUCCCGUAUGGGACCCCUGCGAUCAAACAUUUAUCCCCUUUCCUGCGGAUAAGGGAUGAGUUAUAUACCACUGCAGAUCUCCUUCAAUGAUGACUUUCAGCAUUUACUAGGCUGCUAUGAAUGGUUGGUCAUAUUUAUGUGUAAUAAAAAAAAUAAACACUAAAAAUAA